AUGUCACUUUUAAAGUAACUAAACGAUGCCGGUAUUAUGUGCUGGUUUGAAUCAAAAAAGAACAGUAAUUGUUUCGCUACUGCAACCCGUCCAUCCUUUAAUAUAACUGAAUAAACAUCUUAAAACCCAACUCCCAAGCUUUAAAUAUUCACAUUUGAUGUAGCAGACAAGAAUUUAGAACCAACCCUAUUAGGAAAAACAUACAUAUAAUAGAAUGCAACAUCAAUAACAUGGACAACAUUUGGAGAAGACUCAUCCUAACAUCCGUUCGGUCUUAUAAUAAUAGGAACAGAAGACGGAUCUGUAAUAAUAUAUGAUGCACACUAAAUAAUUCAAAGUUACAAAAGAGGAGAGCAUGAAAAAUAAGUUGAAAUUGGAAAACUUGCUCACAUAAAAGAAUAUAAUACUCCCGUAAAUACUAUAGAAUAUAAUUCCUUAAAACCUAAUCUUAUAGCCAUGGGGGCUGAAGACGUCCUUGUAGUUGACAUAUCAAAAGACGUCACUAACCCCGACAUAAUAUCUCCAGGAGAACCAAACUACCACGAAGGAUCAAUAAUAACAUCAAUUUCUUGGAAUAAAAAAGUUCCCCAUAUUCUUGCAUCUGCUUCCAAUAAUGGAGUAGCAGUAGUUUGGAAUUUAAAAACUUCCCAAGUAAGUUUCCAAAUAAACGAUAAUAGUAAUUUUUAAUUGCAAUCAUAAUCUUAAAAAAGACACUUAUCCCUAGCCUGGAACCCAGAAAUUCCUUUAUAAUUCGCUAUCACUUAUGAUGACGAGAAAAAACCAGAAUUACAAAUUUGGGAUUUAAGGCAUCCUUAAGGACCUGUCAUUUUAUUAGAAGAAGGACACACUAAAGGAAUUUAAACAUUAACUUGGUGCACUUCUGACCCUUCUCUGAUAAUUACAGCAGGAUUAGAUAAUAAAGUAGUUUGCUGGAAUGUUAAAAACAAAUAAAUAGUCUCUCAAAAUUUACUUGAUUAUGAAAUUAUUAACGCUUAAUGGUCUAAAAUACCUUCGGUUUAUAGCAUUGUUUCAUCUUCUGGUUAAAUACAAGUUUUAACUCUUAAUUCAGAUAGUAUAACUGCUUAUCCACCUAAAUGGUAUUAACCACCUGUUGGAGCUACUUUUGCACCAAAUGGAAAUAUAUUAUACUUUAGUGAAAAUACAUAAUAAGAAAUUAAAUAGAAAAUAUUAUAAAAAGCAUAAAUUUCUCAAGAACUUUAAGCAGCUUUAUAAGAAUUAGAAAUAGUAAUAGAUGAUACAAACCCUUCCUAUUUAUGCGAAUGGAAAUUUUAAAGAAUACCCACCGAAGAUACAUUCGAAUAAGAUUAAUGGCAAGAGGAAGUUUUCUAAACAGAACUAGUUUCAAAAAACAUAAAUUGGGAUUCAGGUAUAGAACGAAUUAUUAAGGAAAAUAUGAUUAUUGGAAAUUACGAAGGAACAAUUGAUUGUGCUUUAAAAUGCGGAAGAGUUGCUGAAGGACUGCUUAUUGCUUAUAGUAAAGGCGAAUAAGCGUUCAAAGCUACCAUGGAUGAAUAUUUUACAUUUUAAACUGAUUCUUUUAUCAAACAAGUUUUCCGAAAUCUCAUUAAGGACGACAUAAAUGGCCUUUCGGAACACUACGAUCUCAAAAGUUGGAGAGAAUGUGCCGGGUUAGCAAUAACUUCUGCUAAAAACAACCAAGAAUUUCAAGAAAUAAUGAACAAACUUGGCGAAAGAUUCAUAGACGAAAAAAAAGACUUCUAAUCAGCAGUCUGCUGUUUCAUUUUAGCUUAAAACUUCCCUAAACUAACUUAAAUGUAAGCAUAAUUACCUCAAAUGUAACCUAUGAAAUUUAAGUAAUAAGAAUAUUAUUACUGGACCUCCCCCACCAGUCGUUAAUAGUUAAUAAAAAACAUCUAAUAUAAGUAAUGUUGA
Molecule: messenger RNA, 1914 nt
Organism: Ichthyophthirius multifiliis
Lineage: Eukaryota; Ciliophora; Oligohymenophorea; Hymenostomatida
Exons: 5
Biological process (GO): intracellular protein transport; endoplasmic reticulum organization; COPII-coated vesicle cargo loading
Cellular component (GO): endoplasmic reticulum exit site; COPII vesicle coat
Molecular function (GO): structural molecule activity; protein binding
Source: RefSeq, a predicted model, not a curated record